Brassica rapa (field mustard) is the source of this 880-nucleotide messenger RNA. RefSeq names its product conserved oligomeric Golgi complex subunit 7-like. Gene Ontology annotation, cellular component: COG complex. Gene Ontology annotation, biological process: Golgi organization; retrograde vesicle-mediated transport, Golgi to endoplasmic reticulum; intracellular protein transport. The record is from RefSeq and is a predicted model, not a curated record. Lineage: Eukaryota; Viridiplantae; Streptophyta; Magnoliopsida; Brassicales; Brassicaceae.
UAUUUGGCACAAUCUGGAUCAGAACCUGUCACAUUUGACAAGUGAACAAACAGCUGGAGAUUUGUCUAUGGCUGGACGAGCUUCCCUGGAUGUGGCAGCUAUUCGGUUGGUUGAUGUUCCGGAGAAGGCUCGCAAACUCCUAAACCUGUUGGAACAGUCAAAAGAUCCAAGGUUCCACGCACUGCCUUUGGCAUCUCAGAGAGUAGCUGCGUUUGAGGACACAGUGAACAAACUUGUAUAUGACAUCCUCAUAUCAAAAGUCAGGCAAAGACUCGGGGAAGUAUCUCGCCUACCAAUCUGGUCUUCUGUGGAGGAACAAACUGCGUUUGCUCUACCAAACUUCAGCUCAUACCCUCAGGCUUACGUUACAAGCGUUGGAUAAUAUCUCCUGACUUUACCUCAGCAGCUUGAGCCUCUAGCUGAAGGAAUCUCAACCAAUGGUGAUUCAAACAACGAGGACGCACAGUUCUUUGCAACCGAGUGGAUGUUCAAGGUAGCAGAAGGCGCAACGGCUCUGUACAUGGAGCAACUGAGAGGAAUCCAAUACAUUUCAGACCGAGGAGCACAGCAACUGUGUAUAGAUAUAGAGUACUUGAGCAAUGUGCUUGCAGCCUUGUCCAUGCCGAUUCCUCCUGUGCUUGCAACUUUCCAGACGUGUGUGGCUACACCAAGAGAUGAGCUCAAAGAUGUGAUGAAAUCAGACGCUGGUAGUGAACUUGAUUUCCCUACGGGUAAUCUUGUUUGUAAGAUGCGUCGUAUCAGUUUCGAUUAGUCUCUGAACUCUCAAAAACAUGCUUUUGUGCCCUACGAAGAGGACCAUGCUAACUAAUUUGUUCGGCUGGCCAUUGUCAUAUUUGUAUUACACAUUUCCAAGUUUUGA